Messenger RNA from Sebastes umbrosus (honeycomb rockfish), 2812 nucleotides. It is a transcript of the gene insig2, whose product is annotated as insulin induced gene 2. Gene Ontology annotation, cellular component: endoplasmic reticulum; SREBP-SCAP-Insig complex. The transcript has 7 exons. Bases 267 to 995 code for a protein of 242 amino acids. Gene Ontology annotation, biological process: cellular response to insulin stimulus; SREBP-SCAP complex retention in endoplasmic reticulum; cholesterol biosynthetic process. The record is from RefSeq and is a predicted model, not a curated record. Lineage: Eukaryota; Metazoa; Chordata; Actinopteri; Perciformes; Sebastidae.
GUCAUUCAUCUCAGACAUCCGGAAGUAGUCUCAGUAGGGACCUGGGGACAGAGACAGAAGGCUAACUCACAUUAUAGUCGUGUAUAUCAGCCUCUAGUGUUACACACUGAGCUAGUUUAAAUGUCUCAUGACAUGUGUAACGUUGACUAUACUGCAACGUGUCCGUCAGCAUAAGCGUGGUCUGGGAUGUCAGGGGAGGACAUUGAACUCACUGGCGGAUAAAGACGUCACACACCGUUGUAUAUUUUCCUGACCUAGGCUUACGAAUGUCCCUAACACUGACAGCCAUGAGCGACAGCGCAGUAACCAGCGGCCAGCAGCAAUGGUCGGGGCCCGGGCAGAUGCCACGGCCUUCCCGGGGCCCCUAUAUCUCGGUCAUCACCAACAGAACCACCAACCUGGUAAUCCGAGGGGCCAUGCUGUUUUCUGUGGGCGUCUUCCUGGCCCUGGUGCUGAACCUACUCCAGGUGCAGAGAAAUGUCACCCUCUUUCCCCCUGAUGUCAUCAGCAGUAUAUUCUCCUCAGCCUGGUGGGUGCCCCCCUGCUGUGGCACGGCCUCAGCAAUGAUCGGACUGUUGUACCCCUGCAUCGACAGCCGUCUGGGUGAGCCACACAAGUUCAAGCGGGAAUGGUCCAGUGUGAUGCGCUGUGUGGCUGUGUUUGUGGGCAUCAACCACGCCAGUGCUAAAGUGGACUUUGCCAACAACGUCCAGCUGUCUCUGACUCUGGCGGCGCUCUCCAUUGGCCUGUGGUGGACGUUCGACCGCUCCCGCAGCGGCUUUGGACUGGGAGUCACCAUUGGCCUGUUGGCCACGCUGGCCACCCAGCUCCUGGUUUAUAAUGGAGUCUUUCAGUAUACUUCUCCAGACUUCCUGUAUAUUCGCUCCUGGUUACCUUGCAUCUUCUUCGCCGGGGUGAUUACUAUGGGAAACAUAGGACGGCAGCUAGCCUUGUAUGAAUACAAAUUCAGUCAGGAGAAGACCCAUCAGGACUGAGGGAUCUCAUCCGGGCUCUGCUCAAAAGGACAUUGUCUUUGCACCAACCCGGAGCCAGAGGCAGAGAACAUCUGCACGCAGCAUAGACGAGGACUGGCUGGUCCUGGAUGAGCCAGUUAGGCAUGUCAAACGGGACCCGAUUGGCUGCCUGGUGCUUUCCGCUGGACAAGACAGUAUUUUUGAUUGGCUCUCGUCAGGCCAUUCAGAGCUCGGGGUGGCCGCUGGCUUUAUUCUGCCCUGAGCUGAGAUGAACAAUGAGAGCGGAGUGUGUUGUGUGUUUUUUCUUUUGGUGCAGUUUAUCUCUACUUACCUGGGAAGGGAUUAGCAGCGAAGCAUCUAUCGGAUCAGCUCCAAUGUUUGAAACCUUUGGCUUUGUUGUGCCAAACGCAGUUACACAGGGGAUCAGUUUUUAAAAGUCAGCUCUUAUCUCCUGAGUCUUUCACAUCCUUCACAAGUCAGUGGAGAACACACAGCCCAGUUAAAUUCUAUCUAAAAAGAUAUGCAUCGAUAUAGCAGACCGCACAUUGUAUGUAAUUAGCUUAUAUCUACAGUUAAGUUUUCUUGAUAAAGGAGUGAUGAUGUGUACUGUACGCUUGUCUGCACUGGUGGCGAGGACAACCUGUGAUAGGUAUUUCUAGCAGCCACACCAAACAUGUAUAGUAUCAUCAGAUCCAAAGAAUGAAAGGAUACGUGAAAGGACAGUGCAAAGCUCUGAGGGUUUUGGUUGGAAGUGAAUGAUACAUCUUAGGAAAUCAGUUUCAUCCAUACAUGAACAAGCACAUUAAGACAUUUUCUGAAAGAAUUCCCUUAUUGUAGGACUAUUUUUAAAUCCUUUUAUCAUUUCAGGGAGCAACAUUUAUUCAAUAUAUAUCUGUAGCCUUUUCAGUUUCUUGGUAAAAAAAAAAAGAAUCAAUGUGUGCUUUCCCCAAAACAGCAGCAAUGCCAAAUUUCUCAGCUUAUUGUCUUCAUAGCACUUGACUGAAACUUGAUGGUUAUCCUUUAUGAACCAUAGGUGUUGAAUACCUAAAAUAUAUGACCAUAGAUAACGGAGAUAGGAAGGUAGAAUUUAAAGUAGAAUCAAGUAAUGAUAGUAUGUAUGAUCCUAUAUAACACACUGUUAGCUUAAUAUUUACAGAUAUAACACACAUUAACAGAAUUAACAAGAGUAACUGAUAAAUAAUUAAUUGACCGUUAUAGACAAUUUGCAUUAUGUUUGCACUGUGUUGUAAAGGAUGCUUCUGGUGUUAUGAGUGAGUGUCUCUUAGGAUCCUGUCUCUGGACAUAGUACAGUAAGACAUGAUGUAUUCUUUUGUUCUGAUAAUUCACCGUAGGAGAUGUUUCUUCUGAUUGUAACGCAGCUGCAUUGCUGUUAAUUUGUCCACAAAGAAAAACCUACAUAUACAGUGUUUAGCAGUGUUAAAGUCUUCUUCUCUGUAUGCAGUAGGUGUUCGGUGGGUGGACAGAUUGAGAAACGAAUAAAUACAAACCAAGAAGAAAACAUGCAGAAUUAAAACAGGGAGCACUUGUUUAUAUGUAAGAGGUAUGACUGGAUCAUUUAAGGGACAUUUUUUAUAACAAUUUGUAAUAAAACAUGAUGGGUAUAAUUCGUGUUACAGCAUUUAAACAGAAACUACAAAACAGUGUUUUUGUAAUAUUCCAUGAUACUUUUAGGGGGUAGCAUUUUAUAUCACCAUUGCAGCAACUUUUGUCAAAUCAUGAGAAAUUGUAUAUUGGUCAAACAGCGAUUAAUAGUUCCACUAAAUCAACCUGGACAUGUGCAAUUUGUUGGUGUAAUAAAGACCAUGGCCUUUUGGUAA